This is a messenger RNA of Besnoitia besnoiti, 1917 nucleotides long. RefSeq lists its product as uncharacterized. NCBI's taxonomy places the organism in Eukaryota, Apicomplexa, Conoidasida, Eucoccidiorida, Sarcocystidae. The transcript is spliced from 14 exons. Bases 1 to 1917 code for a protein of 638 amino acids. The record is from RefSeq and is a predicted model, not a curated record.
AUGGGACUCCUUUCGCCAGACGUCCUCUGCACGCUCCUGGUGACGUUCUUCAUCCUCCGCGUUGGCGCCUUUCUCCAUCUCUGGCGCCUGUGGACGAGCGGACUGACGGUCCUCGUGGGCGCCGUGUCCUCCUCCUUCAACAAGCCGCCUUCUGGACGAGGCGGAAGAAAAAAGAAGGAAGAAGCCCCGCAGGCGCCGCAGCUCGCUUUGUGCCCGGUUACCCGUUUGGCAGGUCUGGGCGUUUUUGACGGCUUCCACGAGUUGCGCGACGCCUCCAACUUCCUGCUGACGGCCCUCGCCUCCACAGCCGCGGUUGCGCUUCUCCAAGUUUCCCGAGGGCCUCAGGCGGCCUCCUCGCCUGCCUCUCAGAGCCUGGCUGGCGCGCUGGCGCCGCUGCCGCUGGUGCUGGUUGCGUUCCUCUAUUUUGUGCGCCUGCAGUGGGUUAUCCAUCGGCGGUUCGCUGCCUCACGCCGGAAGCUCCCCUUUGGUCACCGCACAGCCACCGGCUUGUUCACCGGAGGUCUCGUUGCCGUCGCCCUCGUCACCGAUCUCCUCCGUGUGAGGCAGCGAUUUGAGUUUGCCUCGCUUCUUCCAGCGUACCUGCGAGAGCUAUGGGCGCCCUUUGUAGACGUUGCGGCGCGAUGCGACUGCCCCUUCAGCGAGGAGCGCCUGGCUUUCCUCGGGUUUCUGUUUUCGCUCGGCGUUGGCAUCGCGAAGGCCGCUUUCGUGACUUUCCUCGCGUUCGAAGGGGCCGUUCUCGCAGCCCCGAUUCAGGUCGAGGCCAAUCUCGUCUCCGUCGCCCUGUUCAAGCACGACUUGCUCACGCCGGGAACAGGGGACGCCGUGAAGCGACUGCAGUUUCCUUUGGUCCACGUGGAGAGAUUUGUCACUCCUCUCCUUCUUUUCCUCCCUUUUCUCUGGAUGCCGAAUGUAUACGCGGCGUUUCUCAGCGAGACAGGCUUCUCUGCGGUUCGCUUCGGGGGCAUUCGACUGGUGCUCACCUUUCUGGCGUGCCUCGGUCUGCUUCGGCGGGCGAAGCUUGCGACGCAGGUGUCUACGCUGUUGGCCUUGCCGCAUGCCGACCCGAAGGAUGACGAAGAGCGAAAGGAGAAAAAGUACGACAGAAGAUCGGCGGUCCCCGCGUCUUCGUCCGCCUCCUCUCCCUCAGCACCGCCGAGUCGCUCGCUGCUACUCCGCCUGCUUGACCUCCUCGGUCUGCCCUCUCGACUUUUGCUUCUCGUUGCCCUCUGCGGCUUUCUGCUCGUGCUGCAGGCGCGGGAGGGGCGCGACGGGCCUCUGCUGCUCCCUCCGGCGUCCUCUGACGAAGGCGGGGCGCCCCUCGAGGCCUCGCGAGAGUUCGCGUCGUUCGCCUCCCCGCCCUCUGUCUCCGCGACUUGGACUUGCGCGUCGUCGGGCGGAACGGGCGUGGGCGGCAGCGGCGCGACUCUUGGGCAGAGCUGCGGUGAGCCUCAGCGGCCUCAGGCCAAACAGGACAAGCAGCUCGGCGGCGACGCGUCCUCGCCUGUCGCUUCGCCCGCAGAGGAGCAGAGUGGAGAGGAGACAUCAUUGGCAGAGGGGGGGGGGACGAAGGAACCCCACGCGAAGGCUGCCGACGCGAAACCCAGUCGAACUUGCACGCUGGUGUGGAGUGUGCUGGGCAACGCCGAGCAGAAGCAGCGCAGCUUCCAGAUUCUCGGAGAGAUCUCCUUGAGGGAAAAGAUCUUCUGGGCCCGAGACGCAGCGCGCGGUCUGCUCCCCUUUAACUCCUCUUCCUUCGUGCCCUUUAUCCAGCAACUCACCAGCGUUGUGCUCGUCGGAUUCCUCGCCACCACCGCGUUUCUGUUCACCUUCGCCUCAACCGAAGUUAGGCAACGCGGCCUUCGACGGCUUUCCAUUUGGGACAGUCCGGCGCCUUGA